Messenger RNA from Oncorhynchus tshawytscha (Chinook salmon), 1557 nucleotides. RefSeq names its product ankyrin repeat and death domain-containing protein 1A-like. NCBI's taxonomy places the organism in Eukaryota, Metazoa, Chordata, Actinopteri, Salmoniformes, Salmonidae. Gene Ontology annotation, biological process: signal transduction. The record is from RefSeq and is a predicted model, not a curated record. Gene Ontology annotation, molecular function: protein binding.
AAAGGCCGUACAGCGCUGCACUGGGCGGCAGGGGCUGGGAACGAGCAGGCUCUACGUCUGUUACUAGACCAUAAUAAUGAGGUGGAUGUGGAGGACAGUUUUGGUAUGAAUCCUCUGCUGCUGGCAGCCUGGUUCGGUCGCCUCAAGAUCCUACAGAUCCUCGUGGCCUCUGGCGCAAAGCUCAACUGUGAAAACAAAAAUGGGCUGGGCCUGCUGCACUGUGCCGCCCAGCGGGGUCAUAGCAGAGUACUGGAGUUCAUCAUGGAGGACCUAGUAGAGGAUGUACUGCUGGACAGGAUGGACAAUUCUGGGAAGACGGCGUUUCACCUGGCUGCAGAACAUGGACAACUAGAGGUGGUUGAGUUCCUCAUCGGUAUGGGCUGCACUCACGGCCUCAAGGAUAAGGAUGAAAACAUGGCCAUCCAUCUAGCAGCCAAGCAUGGACAUAACGAGGUCCUGCAGAAGUUAGUUGAGACAGGAGUGGACAUUGACGAGAGAAACAUAGACGGACUGACACCUCUGCACCUGUCCUCUGAUGGAGGUCACUAUGAAUGUGUCAAACUACUGCUGGAGGCCUGCUGUAAUGUCAACGCGCUGACAAACAAGAAUAUGAAUGCCCUCCACUACGUGGCCCAGCACGGCUUUGAGAGGGAGACCAGUCUGCUACUGGAGGCGGGCAUCAACACAGACACGGUGGAUGGCCAACACACAUCCCCUCUUCACAUCGCCGUGCUCCACAAUCACACCGAGGUGGUACGGCUGCUAAUAGACGCUGAAUGUGAUCUGGACAUAUCUGACAAUAGGCUCCAGACAGCCCUGCACAUUGCAGCAGAGCAUGGAAGACAGGACAUCGCUGAGAUGAUCCUCAUAGCUGGGGUUAACCUCAAACUACUGGAUAAGCAGGGGAAGACUUCUCUGGAGGUGGCAGCCAGAGGAAACCAUGUCAUCUUAGUGGACAUGAUCAUCAAAGCAGACCGGUUUUACAAGUGGGAAAAGGACAACGUGAUCAGCGAUGAUGAUUCGUGGCUGGGAAAGCAGCUGAGCUUUAAGCAGGACCACCAGGUGGAGACCCAGCACCUGCGCUCUGUCACGUGGAGGCUGGCCACCAAAGACCUGUCCCGCGGGGAGUGGAAGAGCCUCGCACAACACUGGGGCUUCACGGAUGCCCACAUACGCUCCAUAGAGCAGCAGUGGACAGGUACAAAGAGCUUCAAGGAGCAUGGGCACCGUAUGUUGCUGAUCUGGCUGCAUGGAGUAGUCAUCGCAGGGGAGAACCCAAUCAAAGGCCUGUAUGAGGGACUGACGGGGAUCUCCAGGACCGACCUAGCUGAAAGCAUCAGACAGAAGGCAAAUGCAGACACAAGCUCUCCCAAGAAAUGCACCGCCAUGUGAACAAGUCCAUCCUGAAACACACUGAUAUACUGCAGGAAUAAAUGCCCAUCCCAGGGUUCAAAACUAAAAAUAGUGUCUGAAUAAAGUUAACACACUGAACAAAAUAUAAAUGCAACAUGUAAAGUGUUGGUCCCAAGUUUAAUGAGCUGAAAUAAAUGAUCUCAG